Xiphias gladius (swordfish) is the source of this 786-nucleotide messenger RNA. It is a transcript of the gene pdca, whose product is annotated as phosducin a. Lineage: Eukaryota; Metazoa; Chordata; Actinopteri; Istiophoriformes; Xiphiidae. The record is from RefSeq and is a predicted model, not a curated record. The coding region runs from base 25 to 786 and encodes 253 amino acids. The transcript is spliced from 6 exons. Gene Ontology annotation, biological process: regulation of G protein-coupled receptor signaling pathway.
GACGCGACACGUGCAGCCUAUUCCAUGGGAGCACCAUCUUCAGUGUGUCAAAACGUUGAUGUCCAGGCUACUAGUAGGAUGUCUGGCCCUACCCAGGAAGAAGAGGACUUGCCUGCCAAUCACACAGGUCCAAAAGGUGUCAUUAAUGACUGGCGAAAGUUUAAGUUGGACAGUGUGGAUCAGACCAUCCCUCAAAACAAGAGAGAGCUGCUAAGACAAAUGUCCAGUCAUCGAGAGGAUGACAAGGAAAGACUCAACAGGAAGAUGAGUGUUCAGGAGUACGAACUGAUCCAAGACGAGGAUGAGCGUUGCCUGAAACGCUACAGAAAACAGUGCAUGCAGGAAAUGCACGAGCGCCUGAGCUUCGGUCCUAAGUUCGAAGCAGUCCAUGAGCUUGAGAGUGGAGAAGCCUUCCUGGAAGUCAUAGAGAAGGAACAUCGGUUGACCCUGGUGGUAGUUCACAUCUACCAGCACAGUGUCAAAGGCUGUGAACAGAUGAACUCAUGUCUGGACUGUCUGGCUUCAGAGUACUCCAGCGUUAAAUUUUGUCGUAUCGAUGCUGUGACAACAGGUGCUGCUGAGCGCUUCUCCCCUGAGGUUCUUCCUGCUCUGCUGGUGUACAAGGCGGGUGAGUUACUGGGUAAUUUCCUGGCUGUUACCAAACACUUCAGUGAAGACUUCUUUGCAACGGAUGUGGAGGCAUUUCUCAAUGAGUAUGGCCUCUUACCUGAGAAAGACUUCACAGCAUGUGCUGAUGAUGACGAUGAGGGAGGGGAUGUGGAAUAG